Harpegnathos saltator (Jerdon's jumping ant) is the source of this 2947-nucleotide messenger RNA. RefSeq names its product sarcosine dehydrogenase, mitochondrial. Gene Ontology annotation, cellular component: mitochondrion. NCBI's taxonomy places the organism in Eukaryota, Metazoa, Arthropoda, Insecta, Hymenoptera, Formicidae. Gene Ontology annotation, molecular function: protein binding. The transcript is spliced from 15 exons. The record is from RefSeq and is a predicted model, not a curated record. The coding region runs from base 251 to 2914 and encodes 887 amino acids.
UGAACUUGCAGUGCGUGUUCCAGCAAACUCCGGCUGAUAUCGCGGGCGAAGCAGAAGCAACCGUUGAGAAAUGUGCCGAUGCAAGUUUCUUGAUAAUGUAUGCGCCGUAAAUAGUGUAGUUGUAAUGACAAAUUGUAACUAGCAAGAAAGCGGCGCGAUACCGCGCGAUUUCCUGUGUGCUGGACGUUUAUAGUUUGAUCUUGCGCUAAUAUCGCAAUUGUAGGCGGAUUAAAAUCUCGAAAAAAACAAAAUGUUUCGUGUAGUUACAAACAAGUUGUCCAAGUGGAGCUUCAAGAAAAGCAAAACGUUCACCACGAAAACGAGUAAAGCGAACGAGACGAAGCAUAUCGAAGUGCCCGGUAGUGCAGAUAUUGUAGUAAUAGGUGGUGGCAGUGCUGGCUGCAACGCGCUUUAUCAAUUGGGCAAACGUGGUGUAAAUGCGGUACUCUUAGACAAAUCUAAGCUGAUAUCCGGCACAACAUGGCAUACAGCAGGUCUUGUGUGGAGUUUACGCGGAGUGUGCGACGUGGAGAUGGAGUUGCUGAGAGUCUCACGGUUCCUUUACGCAUCGUUGCAAGAAGAAACCGGUGUAAAUCCAGGGUGGAUAAACAACGGUGGGCUGUACAUCGCUCAUUCUCCGGAACGAGUGGCCGAGUAUGAGAGAUUAGUCACUGGCUGUAGAAGUUUCGGCAUCAACGCGUAUAUGGUUGAGCCGGCCGAGGCGAAGAAGAAGUUUCCUCUCGUGGAUGACAAGGCAUUUGCGGCUGCAGUGCAUUGUCCAACGGAUGGUACUAUAGACCCUGCCAUGAUGGUGAACGCAUUAUCCAAGUCUGCAGAAAGAAAUGGUUGCAAGAUCAUCGAAAAUUGUCCAGUCACGAAAAUCCUCACGGAGGAGAUCGACGGUCAUAAGAGCGUUCGCGGAGUGGAGACACCUUAUGGCACUAUAAAGAGCAAGGUCAUAUUGAACGCCGCGGGAGCAUGGUCGGGAAAUAUAGCGCGAAUGGUGGGACUGAAUAUCCCGUUAGUACCGAUGAAACACGCAUAUAUCGUCACCGAGCCGAUGAACGUACGGGGGUUGCCGAACCUCCGGGAUCCUGAUCUGAGUCUCUACUUCCGCGUACAGGGCGGGAAUAUAUGUAUCGGGGGAUACGAGCCGAAUCCUAUCAUAUUGAAAUCUGCACCGGAAGACUUCUCCUUCAGUCUAUAUGAGCUGAAUUGGGACGUGUUCAAUACACACGUAGAAGCGAUGAACAAACUCAUACCCGCUCUCGCGACUACUGGAAUAAGAACGACAGUCUGCGGCCCGGAAAGCUUCACUCCCGACCACAGACCUAUUAUGGGUGAAGACCCACGCUGCACAGGCUUCUAUUACUCCUGCGGAUACAACAGCGCCGGAAUGAUGUUCGGUGGUGGUUGCGGAGAGCAAGCAGCUUUGUGGAUGAUUAACGGACGACCGGACAAGUAUAUGUUCAGCUACGACAUUAGACGAUAUAUACCGGAGCAAAGGGAAAAUUCCACCUGGAUAAACGAGCGCAGUCAUGAGGCUUAUGCGAGAAAUUACGAGAUUCUUUUCCCGCAUGAUGAACAUUUAAGCGGUAGAAAUUUGAAAACAGAUCCUUUCCACAAGCUAUUCAUUAAAGAAGGUGCCAUCAUGGAAGAACGACAAGGAUGGGAACGCCCAGGAUGGUUCUUGCCAGACAACAAAACAGCCGAAGUUUUGCCAUACGAUUACGAUGGUUACUACGAUACGCCAAAAAACACGAAUCACGUGUACGCCGAUGUAUUGAAGACAGAACGUACAUUCAACUUCCCGCCACACGAUGAUAUUAUUCGAGAGGAAGCACUUUCGUGCAGGAAUAACGUCGCCCUGUUCAACAUAUCUUACUUCGGAAAGUACUAUUUGUGCGGUCCUGACGCGAGCGAGGCGGCGAAUUAUAUAUUUACAUCUCGAGUAGAUCGAGAAAUCAACAGGACUGUGUACACUUGUAUGUUGAAUCGUGGCGGAGGUGUAGAAGGAGAUUGCACAAUCACCGGUCUACAAUCUGGCAUGGGUGGAAUUGUUGAUCCCAUAUUCAAAGGAAAGGGAUUCUACAUUGUGAGCGGAGGCAUAUCAUCGUACCAUACUCGAACGCAUAUCGACAAAAUAAUAAGAGAAAAGGCCUUUAAUGUAUCUCUACACGAUGUCACGGAGCAGAUCGGAAUUUUAUCAGUCCAGGGCCCUAACAGCCGCCAAGUUCUUCAAAUGUUGGUCGAGGAUGAUCUUUCCAACGAAUCGUUUCCAUUUUCAACAUCGAAACUGGUGCGUAUAGACGGCGAAUUGGUACACUUAUUUAGACUCAGCUUUGUCGGUGAACUUGGCUUCGAACUGCACAUCCCACGAAGCUCCUGCGAGAAAGUUUACAGAGCCUUAAUAGAAGGUGGGAAGAAAUAUGACAUGAAAUUGGCCGGCUAUAGAGCGCUUUACAGUCUGAGUUGUGAGAAAGGAUAUCAUCUUUGGAGUACAGAUUUGAGACCAACUGACAAUCCGAUUGAAGCAGGUUUAGGAUUUACUUGUCGUAGUAGUGGAGAAUAUUUAGGAAAAAUAUCCGUUGAACAGUACCGUAAAAAUGGUAUCAAGAAAAGACUGGUGCAUUUACAUGUACAUGACGACAUACCAUUGUGGGGUAUGGAAAGUGUUUAUAGGAAUAAUCAGUUAGUUGGUUACUUAAGAAGAACCGAACGUGGAUAUACUUUGAAAAGCAGUAUUGGACAGGCAUAUAUCAGAGCUCCAAAUGGGCAAAAUAUUACAAAGGAAUUCUUAGAAACAGGUACUUACCAGAUUGAAGUAAUGAGGAAGAAAUAUCCUGCAAAGAUGUAUCUUCAUAGUCCCUUUGAUCAGGAUAACAAGAGAUUACAAGGUAUAUAUGUGAUGUAAAGUACUUAUAAACAUUAUACUCUUUGUAAUUUG